GUUUUUUUCCCUGCAGCUUUGGUUUUGUCUUCCCUUUGGACCGGCACACACACAAAAAAACAGCUUUGGCUGCAUUUUCAAUUAAACGACGUGACAAUAGGCUACAGACCGAUCGUUGCGCUGUUCUCUGCAGGUUGCGGGUUUGUUUCUCCAUCGCCAUUUUCAGACGGCUCGCUGUGAUAAUGGACACCGACUACUCAGAAAACCCUCUGUAUACCGAGCUGAAAUACUUCUGCAGGAAGAUACAGGAGGCCUACAAUGAACUUAAGGAGGACCUGACACCUUACCGGGAUGAUCGCUUUUACAGACAGGCCCCCAUGCGGCUCUACACCCUGUCCAAAAGACAUUUUGUCUUGGUCUUCGUGUUUUUCCUGAUCUGCUUUGGCCUUACAAUCUUCAUUGGGAUUGCAGGUCCCAAGGUUAUCUCUGAGCAAGAGCACAGUGGUGAUCAGUUACUUCUCAAAAACCUCUCAGUUAAGACUGGGCCCUUCAAUCUAGUUUCACCUCCCCUCACCACCUACAACCAGCAGCUAUGGCUGACCUGUGUGAUGCAGGCUCAACACGGCAAUAUGGGAGACUUCCAGCAGCCUUUUGACAUCAACGUUGAGCUAAAAGGAGUGAUGCAGGACGCCAGCGUGAUGCGCAUUAACAAUGCGCACCAGAAAUCCAGAACGCUUCACUGCGGGACUAAAUGUGAUGAGAUCAUCGUGCUGCAUCUUGGCUAUCUAAACUACACCCAGUACCAGGUCAUGGUCAGCUUCAACGGCCUCGAAAAUAUCACGUAUGAAAUCAAAGUCAAGUUUGUGUGGAAAACGUACAACCCCACCUUCUCUCAAGUGGAGAUCUGGUUCCGUUUUGUCUUUGUGGUGCUGACCUUUAUGGUGACGUGCUUGUUUGCACAUUCUCUAAGGAAGUUUUCUAUGAGGGAUUGGGGCAUUGAACAGAAGUGGAUGUCCAUCCUGCUCCCAAUGCUGUUACUCUACAAUGAUCCAUUUUUCCCGCUGUCAUUCCUGGUGAACAGCUGGUUUCCAGGGACGUUAGACACAUUCUUCCAGGCUCUGUUCCUGUGUGCGCUGCUGCUCUUCUGGCUCUGUGUGUAUCACGGCAUCAGGGUCCAGGGUGAAAGGAAAUGUCUGACGUUCUAUCUGCCAAAACUGAUCAUCGUGGGUCUUCUGUGGCUGUCAGCGGUCACGCUGGGCAUAUGGCAAACGGUUAAUGAACUUCAAGACCCUACAUAUCAGUACAAGGUGGAUAUAGAAAACUUCCAGGGCAUGAAGGUCUUUUUUCUGAUUGUAGUUGCCCUCUACAUCCUCUAUCUGAUUUUCUUAGUCGUCAGAGCUUGUUCGGAACUCAAAAACAUGCCGUACUCAGAUCUGCGGCUCAAGUUUCUGACAGCUCUGACGUUUGUGGUCCUUGUUAUCAGCAUGGCCAUUCUCUACCUGAGGUUUGGUGCCAAGGCUCUCCAAGACAAUUUUGUCGCUGAACUGUCCACUCAUUACCAAAACUCAGCUGAAUUUUUAUCAUUCUACGGUCUACUCAACUUUUACUUGUACACAUUGGCAUUUGUGUACUCCCCCUCCAAGAAUGCACUUUAUGACUCCCAGUUGAAGGAUAAUCCUGCGUUCUCCAUGCUAAAUGACUCCGAUGAUGAAGUAAUAUAUGGGAGUGAUUAUGAAGACAUGCCUUUACAAAAUGGACGCGCUAUCAAAGCUACCGCCAAGUACCAGGAUGAGAGUGACACUGACUGAUGGGGUCUCUGAUUGGCUUUUUGUUCCUUUUGUUGUGUCCAUUUGGGAAUCUAUGAGAAUAGAAUAUGACAACAUGUGAAUGUGUAAAUAAAUAGGUAAUAUGAAAUGAUAUGCUUUAUGUGUACAUAAUUAUAUUUUAAAAAAGUUCCAUGUCUACUGAAUGUACUGUAUUUUACUCAGUCGGAAGCGAGCGGCCACUCAACCUUUUUUCUUUAUUUUUUUGCUUUCCGUCUGAUUGAAAACAAAGGAAACACAUACAAUGAUACAAGUUUUUCACAUUUGCAACUUCAAAACCUGAUAGGAAUGUACAGUGUUAAUAUAAUUUAAUAAUAAUUUAUUUUGUGCAAAAUAGAUGUUUAUUAUAAUGUGUAUUGUUUUGCUUUCAACCACUAUUGUCACUACUGCACUGUGUUGUUUUUGCCACUAAAUUCUGUUCUCUGAGAAUUAUUUUGGGCCAAGCAGAGCUACAUGAUACUGAUUUAUAGGAAGUACAGGAAGCUUAUGCUGCAACAGCAAGUGCACAUUUUGAGGCCUGCAGCAACGGCAUGAGAGAUGAACGUUAAAGUGCCACUGUAAUGUUGGCUAUUGACAAAUUCUAAUUUCAUCAGACAUUGGUUGUUUUGUCAAAUACAGGACUAGUUCUCUCUCGAACUACUUCUUCCCUUGGAAAGCAACUUUGUAAUGGCUUGUUUAAAAAUGUCAUUUAUUUUGCUAAAUCGAAAUGACUUGAUACUGUAUUAUCUGACUACCUGGAAGAAUGGGUUUUGAUAAAUUGCUUGGAUUUUACACAACUGAAUGUAGAUAACUACUGACUCAUGUUAAUUAUUCCUUAUCUCCACACCAUUGGCCAAAAUUAUUUUGUGCUAUGAAGAUAUUAUUUAAGCAAUUCCCUUUUCUGCUGCAGCUUUCCCUAUAUUUUAUAAAACUGGUUAUGGACAAAAAAAAACACAAAUAUUUUAUGUGAAAAUGUAUUAUAAUCAAGAAGGUGCCUUGUCUUUGUUUCAUGUAAAUUUAUAAAUGCUUUGACAUAAAAUGUACAUUUUUUAUUCUUUCGAUGUUAUUGUAGUUUAUGGUGAUUAAAUGAGGUUGUAAUGGGUCCUAGUAUGUUGCAAAUUCAAAAUGUGUUUUGCUUCAUAAAAUAAGAGUUGUUAAUGUAGCACUCUGUCACGUCACAUGUAAAUAAAGCAAAGUGUAUUCAGCACA
Messenger RNA from Pungitius pungitius (ninespine stickleback), 2951 nucleotides. RefSeq names its product transmembrane protein 181 (gene tmem181). The record is from RefSeq and is a predicted model, not a curated record. Bases 183 to 1748 code for a protein of 521 amino acids. The transcript is spliced from 17 exons. Gene Ontology annotation, molecular function: toxic substance binding. Lineage: Eukaryota; Metazoa; Chordata; Actinopteri; Perciformes; Gasterosteidae.